Messenger RNA from Ailuropoda melanoleuca (giant panda), 9491 nucleotides. RefSeq names its product cadherin EGF LAG seven-pass G-type receptor 1 (gene CELSR1). The transcript is spliced from 30 exons. Gene Ontology annotation, cellular component: plasma membrane. Gene Ontology annotation, molecular function: G protein-coupled receptor activity; calcium ion binding. The record is from RefSeq and is a predicted model, not a curated record. Gene Ontology annotation, biological process: G protein-coupled receptor signaling pathway; homophilic cell-cell adhesion. The annotation marks the transcript as partial. Lineage: Eukaryota; Metazoa; Chordata; Mammalia; Carnivora; Ursidae.
GCCGCCACCUACCUCACCGUCACAGUCAGCGACACCAACGACCACAGUCCGGUCUUCGAGCAGUCCGAGUACCGUGAGCGCGUGCGUGAGAACCUCGAGGUGGGCUACGAGGUGCUGACCAUCCGUGCCACCGAUGGCGAUGCGCCCUCCAACGCCAAUAUGCGCUACCGCCUGCUGGAAGGCGCGGGCGGCGUCUUUGAGAUCGACGCGCGCUCGGGCGUGGUGCGCACACGGGCGGCGGUGGACCGGGAGGAAGCGGCUGCGUACCAGUUGCUGGUGGAGGCGAACGACCAGGGCCGCAACCCAGGCCCACUCAGCGCCACCGCUACCGUGCACAUAGUGGUGGAGGAUGAGAAUGACAACUACCCCCAGUUCAGCGAGAAGCGCUACGUCGUCCAGGUGCCCGAGGACGUGGCAGUGAACACACCUGUGCUGCGCGUGCAGGCCACCGAUCGGGACCAAGGGCAGAACGCGGCCAUCCAUUACAGCAUCGUCAGCGGGAACCUGAAGGGGCAGUUCUACCUGCAUUCUUUGAGCGGCAGCCUGGAUGUGAUCAACCCGCUGGACUUUGAAGCCAUCAGAGAGUAUACGCUUCGCAUCAAGGCCCAGGAUGGGGGCCGGCCUCCCCUCAUCAAUUCCUCGGGGCUGGUCUUGGUGCAGGUGCUGGACGUGAACGACAACGCCCCCAUCUUUGUGAGCAGCCCCUUCCAGGCAGCUGUGCUGGAAAACGUGCCCCUCGGCCACUCCGUGCUGCACAUUCAGGCGGUGGACGCAGACGCAGGUGAGAACGCCCGACUGCGCUAUCGCCUGGUGGACACCGCUUCCACCGCCGUGGGCGGGGGCGGCCCUGCACCCCAGGACGCUGCCUCUCCCCCGGACUUCCCUUUCCAGAUCCACAACAGCUCUGGCUGGAUCACAGUGUGCGCGGAGCUGGACCGCGAGGAGGUGGAGCACUAUAGCUUCGGGGUGGAGGCGGUGGACCACGGCUCCCCCCCCAUGAGCUCCUCCGCCAGUGUGUCCAUCACGGUGCUGGACGUUAAUGACAACGACCCGGUGUUCACGCAGCCGGUAUACGAGCUGCGUCUGAAUGAGGACGCGGCUGUGGGCAGCAGUGUGCUGACCCUGCGGGCGAGAGACCAGGACGCCAACAGCGUGAUCACCUAUCAGCUCACGGGCGGCAACACCCGCAACCGCUUUGCCCUCAGCAGCCAGAGUGGCGGCGGCCUCAUCACGCUGGCGCUGCCGCUGGAUUACAAGCAGGAGCGGCAGUACGUGCUGGCGGUGACCGCAUCUGACGGCACCCGCUCACACACUGCACAGGUCUUCAUCAAUGUCACUGACGCCAACACCCACCGGCCGGUCUUCCAGAGCUCACACUACACCGUGAGUGUCAGUGAGGACCGGCCAGUGGGCACCUCCAUUGCCACCAUCAGUGCCACGGACGAGGACACGGGUGAGAAUGCACGCAUCACCUACGUGCUGGAGGACCCCGUUCCGCAGUUCCGCAUCGACCCGGACACCGGCACCAUCUACACCAUGACUGAGCUGGACUAUGAGGACCAGGCCGCCUACACGCUGGCCAUCACCGCUCGGGACAAUGGCAUCCCUCAAAAGUCCGACACCACCUCCCUGGAGAUCCUCAUCCUUGAUGCCAAUGACAACGCACCCCGCUUCCUGCGGGAUUUCUACCAGGGUUCCGUCUUUGAGGAUGCGCCGCCGUCCACCAGCGUCCUGCAGAUCUCGGCCACAGAUCGGGACUCAGGCCCCAACGGCCGGCUGCUGUACACCUUCCAGGGUGGGGACGACGGUGACGGGGACUUCUACAUUGAGCCCACGUCCGGCGUGAUCCGGACGCAGCGCCGCCUGGACCGGGAGAACGUGGCCGUGUACAACCUCCGGGCCCUGGCUGUGGACCGGGGGAGCCCCGCGCCCCUCAGCGCCUCGGUGGAUAUCCAGGUGAGCGUCUUGGACAUUAACGACAACCCCCCGGUGUUUGAGAGGGACGAGCUGGAGCUGUUUGUGGAGGAGAACAGCCCCGUGGGGUCCGUGGUGGCAAGGAUUCGUGCCAAUGACCCCGACGAAGGCCCCAACGCCCAGAUCAUGUAUCAGAUCGUGGAGGGCAACGUGCCCGAGGUCUUCCAGCUCGAUCUGCUGAGCGGUGACCUGCGCGCCCUGGCUGAGCUGGACUUCGAGGUCCGGCGGGAGUACAUGCUGGUGGUGCAGGCCACCUCUGCCCCACUGGUGAGCCGGGCCACUGUGCACAUCCGCCUCCUGGACCAGAAUGACAACCCGCCCGUGCUGCCCGACUUCCAGAUCCUCUUCAACAACUACGUCACCAAUAAGUCCAACAGCUUCCCCACGGGCGUGAUCGGCCGCGUCCCCGCGCGCGACCCCGACCUGUCCGACAGCCUCAACUACACCUUCCUGCAGGGCAAUGAGCUCCAGCUGCUUCUCCUGGACCCUGCCACCGGCGAGCUGCAGCUUAGCCGGGACCUGGACAACAACCGGCCGCUGGAGGCGCUCAUGGAGGUGUCUGUUUCUGAUGGCAUCCACAGCGUGGCCGCGCUCUGCACCCUGCGGGUCACCAUCAUCACGGACGACAUGCUGACCAACAGCAUCACCGUCCGCCUGGAGAACAUGUCGCAGGAGAAGUUCCUCUCCCCGCUGCUGUCCCUCUUCGUGGAAGGGGUGGCCACGGUGCUGUCCACGACCAAGGACGACGUCUUCGUCUUCAACAUCCAGAACGACACGGACGUCAGCUCCAACAUCCUCAACGUGACCUUCUCAGCCUUGCUCCCCGGCGGCGUCCGCGACAAGUUUUUCCCGUCGGAGGACCUGCAGGAGCAGAUCUACCUGAACAGGACGCUGCUGACAGCCGUGUCCACCCAGCGCGUGCUGCCCUUCGACGACAACAUCUGCUUGCGGGAGCCCUGCGAGAACUACAUGAAGUGCGUGUCCGUGCUCAAGUUUGACAGCUCGGCGCCCUUCAUCAGCUCCACCACCGUGCUCUUCCGGCCCAUCCAUCCCAUCACCGGGCUGCGGUGCCGCUGCCCGCCGGGCUUCACGGGCGACUACUGCGAGACGGAGAUCGACCUGUGCUACUCCAGCCCCUGCGGCAUCCACGGCCGUUGCCACAGCCGCGAGGGCGGCUACACCUGCGAGUGUCUGGAGGACUUCACCGGAGAGCACUGCGAGGUGAACACACGCUCCGGCCGCUGCGCCAACGGGGUAUGCAAGAACGGGGGCACCUGCGUGAACCUGCUCAUCGGCGGCUUCCACUGCGUGUGCCCUCCCGGCGAGUUCGAGAGGCCCUACUGCGAGGUGACCACCAGGAGCUUCCCGCCCCGGUCCUUCAUCACCUUCCGAGGCCUGAGGCAGCGUUUCCACUUCACCGUCUCCCUCACGUUUGCCACCCGGGAGCGGAACGCCCUGCUGCUGUAUAACGGCCGCUUCAAUGAGAAGCACGACUUCAUCGCCCUGGAGAUCGUGGGCGAGCAGCUGCAGCUCACCUUCUCAGCAGGUGAGACUACAACCACGGUGACACCCCACGUUCCCGGGGGCGUGAGUGACGGGCACUGGCACUCGGUGCAGGUGCAAUAUUACAACAAGCCCAACAUCGGCCGCCUGGGCCUGCCCCACGGGCCGUCUGGAGAGAAGGUGGCCGUGGUGACCGUGGACGACUGUGACACGGCCGUGGCUGUGCGCUUUGGCAGCCUCGUUGGGAACUACAGCUGCGCUGCCCAGGGCACACAGAGCGGUUCCAAGAAGUCCCUGGAUCUGACCGGCCCUCUGCUCCUGGGAGGCGUUCCCAAUCUGCCCGAAGCCUUCCCGGUGCGCAAUCGCCAGUUUGUGGGCUGCAUGCGGAACCUGUCUGUGGAUGGGAGGAACGUGGACAUGGCCAGCUUCAUUGCCAACAAUGGCACCAGGGCAGGCUGCGCUGCUCAGAGGAACUUCUGUGAGGGGACCUGGUGUCAGAAUGGGGGCACGUGUGUCAGCAGGUGGAACACGUACCUCUGUGAGUGCCCACUCCGGUUCGGCGGGAAGAACUGCGAGCAAGUCAUGCCUCACCCCCAGCGCUUCAGCGGGGAGAGCCUCGUGUCCUGGAGCGACCUGGACAUCACCAUCUCCGUGCCCUGGUACCUGGGGCUCAUGUUCCGGACCAGGAAGGAGGACGGCGUGCUGAUGGAGGCCACGGCAGGCGCAUCCUCCAGGCUCCAUCUCCAGAUCCUAAACAGCUAUGUCCAGUUCGAGGUGUCCCACGGUCCCUCAGACGUGGCGUCUAUGAGCUUGUCCAGGUCACGUGUGACCGACGGGGAGUGGCACCACCUGCUGAUAGAACUGAAGAGCGCCAAAGAGGGCAAAGACAUCAAGUAUCUGGCGGUCAUGACCUUGGACUAUGGGUUGGACCAGGACACAGUGCAGAUCGGGAACCAGCUUCCGGGGUUGAAGAUGAGAAGCAUCGUCGUGGGCGGCGUGUCAGAAGAUAAGGUCACCGUGCACCGUGGCUUCCGGGGCUGCAUGCAGGGAGUGAGAAUGGGGGAGACAUCCACCAACGUCGCCACGCUGAACAUGAACGACGCCCUCAAGGUCAGGGUGAAGGACGGCUGUGACGUGGAGGACCCGUGCACCUCCAGCCCCUGCCCUCAGCACAGCCGCUGCCAGGACGCCUGGGACAGCUACUCCUGCAUCUGUGACAAGGGGUACUUCGGAAGGCAGUGUGUGGACGUGUGCCAGCUGAACCCCUGCGAGCACGUCUCGGCGUGCGUGCACAAGCCCGGCUCCCCGCGGGGCUAUGCGUGCGAGUGCGGGUCCAGCCACUACGGCCAGUACUGCGAGAACAAAAACAUAACGGCAUGGCGCCUGCAUCUGGAGCCCCGCCGAAACGCAGUCCGACACUGCAGCGGGGAGAAGGGCUGGCUGCCCGCAGAGCUCUUCAACUGCACCACCGUCUCCUUCCUGGAGCUCAAAGCCAUGAACGAGAAGCUGAGCCGGAACGAGACGCAGAUGGACGGCGACCGGUCCCUGCGGCUGGCCAAGGCUCUGCGGAAUGCCACGCAGCACACCGGCCCGCUUUUCGGCAACGACGUGCGCACGGCCUACCAGCUGCUGGCCCGCGUCCUCCUGCACGAGAGUGGCCGGCAGGGCUUCGAGCUGGCGGCCACGCGGGACGCUGACUUCCACCAGGACGUGGUCCGCACCGGCAGUGCGCUCCUGGCCCCGGACACACAGGCCGCAUGGGAGCAGAUCCAGCGGAGCGAGGGGGGCGCCGUGCAGCUGCUGCGGGGCUUCGAGGCCUAUUUCAGCAACGUGGCCCGCAACGUGCGGAGGACCUACCUGAGGCCCUUCGUCAUCGUCACCGCCAACAUGAUUCUGGCCGUCGACAUCUUCGACACGUUCAACUUCACGGGAGCCAGGGUGCCGCGAUUCGAGGACAUUCGUGACGAGUUCCCGAAGGACUUGGAGUCCUCGGUGUUCUUCUCAGCUGACUUCUUCAAGCCACCCGAGAGCAAAGAGAGCCCCACGGUGAAGCCGGCCGGGCGGAGGGCCGCCCCGCAGACGGCGCCCCCGGGGCCCGACGCCGAGAGGGAGGCCCCGUUCAGCAGGCGGAAGAGGCACCCCGACGAGCCCGGCCGGUUCGCCGUCGCCCUCGUCAUCAUCUACCGGACCCUGGGGCAGCUGCUGCCCGAGCGCUACGACCCCGACCGCCGCAGCCUCCGGCUGCCUAACCGGCCGGUCAUUAACACACCAGUGGUGAGCGCGAUGGUGUACAGCGAGGGGGCUGCGCUGCCCAGCCCCCUGGAGAGGCCCGUCCUGGUGGAGCACGUCCUGCUGGAGACCGAGGAGCGCAGCAAGCCCGUCUGCGUGUUCUGGAACCACUCCAUCACCAUCGGGGGAACGGGAGGGUGGUCGGCCAAGGGCUGCGAGCUGCUGUCCCGGAACCGGACCCACGUCGCCUGCCAGUGUAGCCACACGACCAGCUUUGCCGUGCUCAUGGACGUCUCCAGACGCGAGCACGGAGAGGUCCUGCCCCUGAAGAUCGUCACCUACGCCGCCGUGUCCCUGUCGCUGGCCGCCCUGCUGGUGGCCUUCGUCCUCCUCACGCUGGUGCGGACGCUGCGCUCCAACCUGCACGGCAUCCACAAGAACCUCAUCGGGGCGCUCUUCUUCUCCCAGCUGGUGUUCGUGAUCGGGAUCGCCCAGACCGGAAACCCAGUGAGGCCCUCUGCCGCCUCUCCCGGGGGGGGGGGGGGUGCGCGCAGACCUCAGACCUGUCUCCAAGGAGGACAGAGCGCGUUGUAUUUAAAAUGUAACUUAGGAAGGAGUGGGUGGAACUCCCUGCUGCGGACCGCCUUCCUCCUGCUGCUGCUCGUCAGCGCCACCUGGCUGCUGGGGCUGCUGGCCGUGAACAGCGACGCGCUGACCUUCCACGCCCUCUUCGCCGUCUUCAGCUGCUUACAGGGUCUCUUUGUUCUCCUGUUCCACUGCGUGCUCAACAGGGAGGUCCGGAAGCACCUGAAGGGGGUGCUCGCUGGGAAGAAGCUACACCCGGAUGACUCGGCCACCACGAGGGCCACCCUGCUGACGCGCUCUCUCAACUGCAACCACACCUACAGCGAGGAGCCCAACAUGUUCCGCACGGCCCUGGGCGAAUCCACCGCCUCGCUGGACAGCACCGUCAGGGACGAAGGGGGCCAGAAGCUCAGCGUGUCCUCUGGGCCAGCACGGGGUGGCCAUGGGGAGCCAGAUUCGUCCUUUGCCCCCAGGAGCACCAAGAAGCACCACGGCCACGAUUCAGACUCAGAUAGCGAGCUGUCCCUGGAUGAGCAAAGCAGCUCCUAUGCGUCCUCGCACUCGUCAGACAGCGAGGAUGAUGGGGUGGAGGCUGAGGACAAAUGGGACUCGGCGCGGGGCCCCGUCCACAGCACCCCGAAAGUGGACACGGUGGCCAACCACAUCCCGGCUGGCUGGCCCAACGACAGCCUGGCUGGCAGCGACAGUGAGGAGCCCGGCGACAAGCCGCGCCUGAAGGUGGAGACCAAGGUCAGCGUGGAGCUGCACCUGGAUGAACAGGGCAAUCACUGCAGCGAGCGCGCCCCGGACCAGGAGAGCGGCGGCCCGCUGAGGCCCGCGGGGGCGCUCCCUAACCAGCCCCCCGAGCAGAGAAAAGGCAUCUUGAAAAACAAAGUCACCUACCCGCCGCCGCUGACCGAGAAGACCCUGAAGUCCCGGCUCCGGGAGAAGCUGGCCGAGUGCGAGCAGAGCCCCGCGUCAUCACGCUCGUCCUCCCUGGGCUCUAGCGACGGGGCCCGCGUCCCCGACGGCACCAUCACCAUCAAAAACCCGCGCCAGGAGCCGGGGCGCGAGCACCUCAAUGGGGUGGCCAUGAACGUGCGGGCCGGGAGCGCCCAGGCCGCCGGCUCCGACUCCGAAGGCAGUAACGAAACUUCAAUCUGAACCAUCAGGAAACUGUGAGACAAGCCCACCGCCUCCAGCCAGGCCUCAGUGCUGUGUCGACGCACCCUUGGACCUUGGAGCCCAAGGGCCAGCUGCCCUGUCAGUGAAGCGGGCCCUGGCGGUGGGGGUCCCUGCAGUGGCAGCCCCGUGACUGGUGUGAUUGACAGUCCAGAUAUGAGGCCCCGGGGUGCCCCAGGGGGCUUGGGGCCCAGCGGACCCCUGACAAGUGCCAAAGGCCAUGGGCACGAGGAUGCGUGGGCUCCCGGGCUGGCUCAGCUGGAUCCCUGGUGCGAACAGAGCCAGAGCCGCACCCCAGGCCAGGAGCGGGCCCGGCACGAGAGCUGGCAAGGCCCAAAACUGCCAGGCCUGGCUUGCUGGGGUUCGCGGAUGCCGCGUGUAGGCAGAAGACGGAGGUCCACUGGCCACGCCGGUGCCUCCCUGUAGCACAGGCCCCUGGCUGGUGGCCUUGACGGCCCUUUGCAGAGACCCUCCCUUGUCUUAAAGCGAAUUACUCUCUUUUGUUGAAAAGGUGUAGAUACUUUGUGUAUAUUUGUACGGGACUCUGAGAAGGGGAAAGCCUGUGUCUCUUGUGCAUUUGUACUAUUGAUCCUGGGAGAUCCGUGGGAUGAUCUCUCACUAUUUUUUUUAUACAAGGAAGAUUGCACACUUGUACUUGAACCUGGCGUGCGUUGAUGCAGCCGGUGUCCCGGCAGAUCAGAGCGGGAAGUGCGUGGUGUGCGAAGCUGUCCUCCAACAGAGGCUCCUCCCACUGCGCUCAGCCGGGAAGCAAGGAGCAUGUGGGCAUCAGGCGCAGCCGCCGGAAUUCACAGCGCGUGUGUUUCUGAGAUGUGUGCCCUGUGCUCCCGGCCACCCCGACGGGGAUCGGAACGCAGGGCAGCCUGGAGGGGGCGGGACUUGAGGAGCCCGGCUGAGGUUGGUGGAGAACGCAGGUGCCCCAGGGCCGUGACUGACUCACUGACCGCCCCCGCCCCCACCCCGGGCCCACGCUCGGCCCACAGGGCCUCCCUGGCCCCUGUCCCGGUCUGUGUGGUACCGCAGGUGGGGACGUCUUUUGUCCCUCUGCUCCUGUUCCUGGUGGGAUCACAGUGUUCACAUGUUCCCGAUUCAGACGGAGGUGUGAGGUCUUCCAGGAUGUCACAUUCCUUCCUGCCAAAUUUUCCAGCUCUUUUAGACUCCGAGGAUCCCCAGGCAGGCUGGGGCCCCACCCCGGGAGUCCGACCAAUUACUUCAUUUUGCUUCAAAUGGCCAAUUGUGCGGAGCGACAAAGCCACGGCCAUGCUUCUUAAUGGUUACCAAGCUGUUUUUUGGAAGCUCAUAGCGGGGAGCGGCUGUGACUGUCCCGCAGUGGGCCACCACCGUUGGCACAGCGUGGCCCCCGGGGCUGUGGAACGGGGCCCAGAAUGACUCAGACACGUUUCAUUCCAGUGUUGCCUUUGUUCUUCAAAUCAGGCGCCCAAAUGCCUCAUUAGCACAGCUGCUUCCAGAUUCGAGAAACCAUAAAAUAGGAAGAUGAUCAAGUCAAAUGCAAAGAUUUCCACACUGUAUUCAGAUGGAAACGUGAGCACACCAGGAACAGCAGAUGCGAGGCGGGUCUAAGGCCGCACACCUCACGCGGGAGUGAAAGGAGACCCCAGGGUCCGCGUGCGGGAGUGAAUUAUAAAUGUGCCUUAGCAGGUGAGUGGCCUUUCGAAGACAGAAGAGUGUCUUCAGGUGUUUACUCCCAACGAGACCUUUUCUCAGUAAAAAGAGUUGACUACCCUCGGGUCAGAACACCCCCUUCGUGUCCUCGCUCUUCUGCAGCUGGGUCCUGCCCCUUGGGGUGCAGUUUUCAAUCUGAUCAGAAAUGUUACCAAAAAACAACUGUCCGUUUUAUUAAGACAGGAAAAAUUGUAAACCUAUUUUUGUGACUUAAGACUUUAUGAGAAAUGAGACACUGGAGAUUUUUUUAACAAAUGUCUAUUUAUUAAUGUUUGGAACACUGGAAUUACAACACGCAAUAAAUUAAGAUUUUUGAA